GAUGGAUGAGUGGAGCUAGGCGGAACAAAAUUCAUCUGGCGAGAGUCAGGUUAGUUAUCAGUCCCCCCAGCUGUCAUCUCACCAGUGUUCAGACAGCACACAUAAUUGCUCCAUAGACUGAAACAACUGGCUUUCAAAAUGCAUGUUGACUGCAUUGAAUGUAACGUAAUUUCUAAUGCCUUAUAAGAGUAUCAGAGGGCCAAGAAAGCAUUGAAAAAGCCAAAACUUGAUUGAAGACAUGAGAGUAUCUGCAUAAUGUUAAAUCGUGAAGGACACACCAUUCCCAGGGGGUUAGUCCACCAAACAUCAGGAGAGAAAGGAUAUUGGGCGUAGGUGUAGUUUAAGAUGUCAGGGUGUGUGUGUGUGGUGGGGGGUGGUUGGGUAAGAGAGAGAGAGAGAGAAAAAAAAAAGAGAGGAAAGGGAUACACAGAGAGGAAUGUCAGAGACAUAGGGGAACCACAGCCUAGGAGUCAGGGGACGUGGACACACAAGAAGAGAGUGGAGUGCAGGCUUGACCAUCUGCCCCAAUGACUGCCUCUUGAAAACCACGCCACUGGACCAGCAUGCAGGCUUCACUGCUCUCUCUGGUGUAUGUUUGUGCGUGCCUACAUUACACCCACGUAGUGGCUGACCUGAGUGACUGCGCUGCCGUAGGAAGUGUGUGCCACACCUAUGCCAAUUGCAUGAAGAACCGUAAUGGCAACUUUGUCUGCGUGUGCGACACAGGCUACAAUGGCAACGGCGUGCAGUGUGCGGACAUCAACGAGUGCGCCUUGGGCCUGCACCGCUGCCACACAAAUGCCCAGUGCAACAACACCCUGGGCAGCCACAGCUGCGUGUGUGCCCAGGGCUACUCGGGCGACGGCAUCGUCUGCACGGACAUCAACGAGUGCCAGGUCAACAACGGCGGCUGCCACGCAAAGGCCGCCUGCAUCAACACCAACGGCGGCCGCACGUGCACGUGCAACGUGGGCUUCAAGGGCGACGGGUUCACCUGCCAGGACGACGACGAGUGCAAGAAGUGGGGCAUCUGCCACUGGAACGCCACGUGCACCAAUAACCCAGGCUCUUAUGUAUGCACCUGCAACAGUGGCUACAAAGGCAAUGGCAACUAUCUGUGUCUGGAUGUGGAUGAGUGCUCAGAGACCCCAGGAGUUUGUUCAGCUUCCCUUGGCUACAAAGGCUGCAGAAAUCUGCCUGGGACCUACCGCUGCAUCUGCAGCACUGGCUACCAAAGCAAUGGGCAGACAUGCGUCGACAUUGACGAAUGCGCGAACAACAUCUGUAGCUUAGAAGCCACUUGCAUCAACACUCCGGGAUCGUAUACGUGCACGUGUAACAAGGGCUUCGUGGGCGACGGCCUCAUCUGUGUGGACGUCAACGAGUGCGAUCAGGAUAACGUCUGCCACCCGAACGCCCAGUGCAUCAACAUGCUGGCCAGCUACGAGUGUUCCUGUCUCGCCGGCUUCCUCGGGGAUGGAGUCCAGUGUGUGGACGUGGACGAGUGUGUGACUGACCCGUGCCCCACCAUGGCCGCCUGCGUGAACAAGCCGGGCUCCUUCUACUGCGACUGCGGCCGUGGCUACGCAUUCAAUGGCACGCAGUGCAGAGACCUGGACGAGUGUGCCGCUGGGCAGUGCAGUCCGUCCGCCUCAUGUGUGAACUUCCCAGGGUCCUUCACCUGCAAGUGCCACCUGGGCUAUGAGGGCGAUGGGAUCAAGUGCGCGGAUAUCGACGAAUGCUCCUUCCCUCAACAGUGCCACCCCAACGCCCAGUGUCUGAACCUACCGGGGACCUUCAACUGCACUUGCAUGCCGGGAUACGCCGGGGAUGGCGUGAGCAAGUGCUCGGACGUUAACGAGUGUCUGGUCGACAAAGGGGGUUGCGGGUCCAGAGCCACCUGUGUGAACAGCAGAGGCUCCUUCGCCUGCGUCUGCCCCUCCGGGUUCACACUGGUCAACACCACCGUCUGCCUGGACGUGGACGAGUGCCGCGACCUGGCCAAGCCCUGCGGUGCCAACGAGCGGUGCCUGAACACGGAGGGCUCGUACCUGUGCCCAUGUCAGGUCGGGUUCACCCUCGACACCCAGGGCACCGAGUGUUCGGACGUCGACGAAUGCCAGGAGGACAACCCUUGCCACGCAGACGCCACCUGCCUGAACACGUUCGGGUCAGUGACGUGCACCUGCAAGCGGGGUUUCGCCGGAAACGGCGCCGGCUGCGAGGAUGUGAACGAGUGCGAUGCAGACGACCCCUGCGAUGCCAGGGCCUCGUGCCAGAACGCCCGUGGCUCCUUCUCAUGCCGCUGCCAGGAGGGCUUCACUGGUGAUGGCUUCGCGUGCGAGGACGUGGACGAGUGCGCCCUCUCCAACGCUACCUGCCCCUCCGGCUCCACGUGCAUCAACUCGCCCGGCGCGGCCGUCUGCUCGUGCCUGAACGGCACGGUGGCGGUGCGUGGUGGCGUCUGCGUGGAGCCCAGCUCUGAGUGCGACCCACCGUGCCACCUGUAUGGCCUGUGCUACCCUUCGCCUGCUGGGUUCCAAUGCGUCUGUGAUGUGGGGUUUGUGGGGGACGGCAGCGUCUGUUCUGAUGUUGAUGAGUGCCAGAGGGACGAUGUUUGUCCACAGAAUGAAACCAAAUGCCUGAAUAAGCCUGGGUCUUAUGACUGUGUAUGCAGAACUGGCUUCACACAGAAUGGGACGGACUGUGUUGAUAUUGAUGAGUGUGAUUCCAGAGCACAUCAGUGCAGUGAUUUUGCCCAGUGUGUGAACACCAUCGGGAGUCAUCUGUGUUUCUGUCUGAAUGGCUUUGAGGGAGAUGGACACAACUGCACAGACAUUGAUGAGUGCCCUUCUCAAAAUGGAGGAUGCCACCCUGAUGGCAGCUGCACAAACACGCCAGGAUCCUUCCAGUGCACCUGCCCGCUUGGCAUGACCGGGGACGGCAUUGAGUGCCAGGAUGUGGACGAAUGCGCCCACAAUGCCACCCUCCCGCACAACUGUAGCCAUCUUGCCCAAUGCCAGAACACUGAGGGGUCUUACAGCUGCGUGUGCCAAGGCGGGUACUCUGGUGACGGGCGUACCUGUGACGAUGUGGACGAGUGUCUGCUGCCCUCUGCCUGUGAGCAAAACAUGACCUGUCACAACACACCUGGUGCAUACACCUGCACGUGCAUCCUGGGGUUGGUCUAUGACUCGGGCACCUGUGUGAGCACAGAAGAUUGCCUGAAUGCCAGCGCGGUGUGCCACGCAAACGCCGAGUGUGUGAACGCGCGGAGCUCCGACUACUGCAGGUGCGCGGAUGGCUUCGCGGGGACUGGAAUGGACUGCUGGGAUGUGGACGAGUGCGCCAAAGUGACCGGAGAGGAGUGGCCGUGCCCGGAGUUCUCUUCCUGCUUCAACAGGCCGGGGUCAUUCCACUGCCACUGCUGGGAGGGCUACAACGACACCGGAACGCACUGCGUGGACAUCGACGAAUGUGCGACGGGGAACGCCACCUGUCCUGACAACAGCACCUGCCUCAACAUCGGCGGGGCCUACCAGUGUCCAUGUGACAACGGCUUCCGGGCCAAUGGCUCACUCUGCAAGGACGUUGACGAGUGCUCAUCUGGCUUGGCGGCGUGCCCAAAUGUUUCCGAGUGCCACAAUGUACCGGGGUCGUUUUUCUGCGACUGCUGGGAGGGUUAUGUGGGUAACGGCACUGGUUGUGAGGAUGUGGAUGAAUGCCUCAAAGACAACGCGUGCCAGGAUCACAGCACCUGUGCCAACACGGUGGGUGGCUUCAAUUGCACCUGCGACCCGGGCUUCACCCUCAACGGUCAAGAUUGUGCGGACAUAGAUGAGUGUCUCACCGGUCAGCUAUGCGCCAACGGCACUUGUCUCAACAGCCUCGGCUCCUUCUAUUGUGAGUGUGACGAGGGCUUCUGGAGUAACGAAACCGAAUGUGUGGAUGUCGAUGAGUGCUCAGAGUCUUCCGGAAACGCCACUCCCUGCCAGCCCAAUGCCACAUGUGUCAACCUACCAGGCACCUAUGAGUGUCCCUGUGACGCAGGGUUCAUUCUUAAUGGAACGCACUGUGUGGAUGUGGAUGAGUGCAGUGACGUGGACAAGAGCCCCUGUGUGGACCACGCUGAUUGCGUCAACACUAUCGGGUCGUUCCUGUGCCCCUGCACGUUUGGUUACCAACCCAAUGGGCCGAACUGCACAGACAUCGAUGAGUGCCUGGCGAACAACACGUGUCGCCCCGACCAGCUGUGCUUCAAUGAGCCUGGAACGUUCCGCUGCGCGUGCCCGCAAGGGUUCCACGAGGAAGGCAGCGCGUGCGUCGACACGGAUGAGUGCCAUGGGCGUGGUGCGUGCCACGAGUUGGCGCGCUGCUGGAAUUGGCUGGGGUCGUUCUCGUGCCACUGUCCGCCGGGCUACGUGGGCAAUGGCACCUGGUGCCAGGACGUGGACGAGUGUUCCACACGCGUCACCCCGUGUCACCCUCCGGCCGGCUGCCUGAACACCCCGGGCUCGUACCUCUGCCAGUGCCCGUCAGGGUUCCUCUCGGUCGGGUCGCUGUGUGUCGACCUUGACGAGUGUCAACACAACAGAGGAGGGUGCCACCCUCAGGCGAUGUGCCAGAACUCUGUGGGCAGUUUCCGGUGUGUUUGUGGCCGAGGUUGGACCACAACAGAGUGGGAUGGACGUGGGCACAGAGGAUGUGCUGAUGUGGAUGAGUGCCUGAGCCUGGUAGCCUGUCCUGGGCACACCGCCUGUGCCAACUCCCCUGGCUCUUUCACCUGCAUCUGCCACUCUAACAGUACUGUUUGUCAACAGUUGGCACGAAAGGAGAGUGAUCUGUACCCUUUUGGAGAGGAGGUGGGAGAUACUGGUGUCUCCAUCACUACAGCCGAUGGAAACUCUCCCUACAUCAGUCCACCUAUGGGCUUUCCCUUUAUGGGCAAACUGUAUGACCGCCUCUAUUUUUCGGACAAUGGCCUCGUCCAGCUGCAGUCAGUCACAGAGAACGAACAGUUUCUGUAUCCCGCUCCCUCUUCCCUGGGUUUCCGUGGAAAUAAGGGUGUGGCCAUGUUGGCAGUGUUCUGGGAUGACGCUGACCUUACGCUGGGAGAAGGGAAGCUCCUGUACCAGGAGUAUCAUAAGAUGAACCACUCAGAUAUUUACGCCCAGAUAGUGUUCAACCACACAGCAGAGCACGUCAGCCAGUUGGAGUCUCAGCGGGGGAACCCUCCCUACACACCUGCCUGGAUCCUCAAAGUCACAUGGGACCAUGUGCUGCCAGUGUCCUACCAGAAGGUCAACCUCUCUGAGACCAAUACAUUCCAGUGUAUUCUCACUACUGACGGAAAGCGCUCUUUUGGCCUGCUUCGCUUUGGAGACAUGCUGUGGGGUCCAGGCCAGAGGAUACACCACAACGCCCUGAUUGGCUACACGGAUGGAGCUGGCCACUUCCACAAUGAAACCACCCUCCCCCCCGACAAUCUGUUUGGACCUGGCGGCCGCUACCGACCCCAGGACGUGCCUGGGAACACGGGCCACUUGGGCCAGCUGGUGUACGACCUGACCGGGCCCACCGGAACCACGGACGACCCGCGCCGCAAGUGCCAGAUGUGGGCGUUGAGUGAACCCGAGCCGGUGGAGUGGGCGUUGGGUGUGGCGCCAUGCCCUUGCACCCGCACCCAGGCACUGGAGGACCUGGCGUUCGGACCGGAGACUCUUCCCCACACCCAGGAGGCGCUCAGGGAGAUGAGAGGGCUGCGCUGGGGUGGCGCUGGUGGUCAGGUGUUUCAGUCCAUCCUGUUCAACAAGCACGGCGCAGGGAAACGCUGCGUCUAUGAACCACAGGGCCCCCUGCUGGCUGGAUACAGCGAGCGCUACUUCAGCACCCACAAGACACAGCAGCAUAUAGAUGGAGACUUGCUGCCCUUCCAGUGGUGCUGCAUGCUCUCGUCUCUCUGUCACCUCUACCUGAGGAAGAGGCCCCUCGACCGCUGUCAAGGUUACGGAUGGAUGGGCUCAGGUGAUGACCAUGACGACACCAGCAACAGCAGCAUACUGGCCAAUAAAGCCAUGCCUGGUAUAGGCAUGGCCUAUGGCAGCCUCCACUUCAUCACGUUUGAUGGGUCCGAGUACACGUUCAAGGCUCUGGGGAUAUUUGUGGUGGUGCGCCUGUCCUCCAGCUCCGGCUCUAACAUCUUCACCCUGCAGGGGGCGACAGACGUGCUGCACACCCACGGAGAGGCCCAGAGGGUGCCUGCCCUCGCACGCCUCGCAGCUUUCCACCAGGGCAUAGGGAAGGUGGAAUGGAUGCGUGCAGAGACCGAAGGUGGACUUAAGAUCCUGGUUAAUGAUGUCAAUAUUCCUGUUUCUGUUGGUGUGUUGCACGCCGAGGAGCGCUUUGCUGUGCGCUGCACGUCACUGAGCCGCUGUGCGGUGGUGUACGCAGGCGGUCUGCAGGUGGUGGUGUGGAGGGGGGACGCUGGGAGACUGGCCGUCAUGGCGGAGGUGCCGCAGGCCUUCUUCAACCGCACCGUGGGCCUUCUGGGCCUCUGGAGCUCCCAGCGGUCAGACGACUUCCUCAUGUCCAACGGCGAGCUGACGCCCUCGCCUGACGGCAGUCAGCCAACGGAGAGCCAGCUGCAUGAGUUUGGCAUGUCCUGGGCUGCCCCAUCCCCUGAGAGUCUGUUCCCCUCCCUCGUCCUCCCCUCAAAGCUGUUCGUGGCGGCCACCUCUGAGGAGCUCUUCUCCGUGAGCCCGACCACCCUGGAGCGCCAGCAGCAGGUGUGUCAACGCAGUCGGGAGUGUGUGCAUGACAGCCUGGCCUCCGGUAACACACACCUGGGCCAGGAGACCCUGCAGGCCCAGCAGAGAUACAGAAACCUCUCUCUGACCCUUGCGAACAUGCCCCCCAUCAUCACAGAGCCUACAGUGAUCCGCUGUAGGGUUAAUCAGACGGUGCGAGUGCAGGUCAGGGUUCAGGACCCUAACGAUGACCCCUUCAGCUUCUCCCUACUCCACCCCCGACCUCCACAGGCCACCAUUGGCAGCGGUGACGGUGUGCUGGUGUGGACGGCCCUGAAUGUGCAGCCGGUGCUUGUAUCGGUGCUGGUUAGUGACCACAUGUCCAGCUCUCUGCUCGUGCCCGUGCUGCAGGUGUGUGCCUGCCUCAACGGAGGCACCUGCCAGUACAGCAGCGUCACACAGAACCACCUGCAGGGCAAGUUCCAGGUGGUGGGCUGCCUGUGCGCGCAAGGCUUCAGUGGGCCCCUAUGUGGGAGCCGCACAGACGCGUGUCAGGGCGAGCCCUGUUUCCCUGGUGUAGACUGCUCCAGUGCCCCCCACUCCGACUCCUUCUCCUGCGCUGCCUGCCCCCAGCCCACCGUCAACAGCGGAGCGCCUGGCUACAAGUGCUUCGAGAACGACUUCUGUCUGCCACCUUUCCCAUUCCCCUGUCACCCAAUGGCUGAGUGCUCCAGCACCGGUUAUAACUACACCUGUGUGUGUAGGCCUGGGUACACAGGGAACGGACAAGAGUGCACAGAUAUAAAUGAAUGCCUGGACCCUGCCACUUGUCCCAAUGCCAAGUUUGAGUGUGUGAACACCCCAGGCUCAGUGCGCUGCUCCUGCCGCUACCGCAGAAGUGACCAGAGAGACGGCUGUGGUGACUCCGCAAACCCUACAGGGUGGAAUGUGUUCAAUGUGUCCAUGAGCUGGGCCAAAAGACAGGCAGGGCAGGAGGGCCUUACUCAGCUGGAGCGGAUCCUAUCCAUGGGCUUCCAGAACAAAUUCUACAACGCCAGCAUGAAACAGCAUCAACCCACGCCACUGAGCGGACCCAACGAGUACCGCAUCAACAUGUCCAGUGACACCCCACACUGGUAUGUCCAGGACUACCUGAGCCGGGUCGGCGGCUACUACGACAUCACUCUGGCGGACGUUGGAGACUUGGACGAGUGCAAGGCCAAGGAGGCGAUGUGUGUGCCCCCGGCGGUGUGCUCCAACACCUACGGAGGCUACAGGUGUGUGUGCAACGGCACCGACAUGGAGGCGCAGACCUGUGUGUUAGAUCGGGAUAGUGUGAACCGGACGGGCACUGCGGAGGCUGUGUCCAUGGAGGAGCAGAAGCCGCUGAUCCUGGGCCUGGUGCUGGGCAUCGGCAUCCCCCUGCUGCUGCUGCUGGCCGCCCUGGCCUGCUUCUGCUGCUCACGCAAGAGGACCGUCAGUGGAGAGAUCCCCCGUUUGCUACCUGAGUGCCGGCAGGACCAGUUCAGCAUGCCCUUUGACUACUCUAACCCAGCUUUGCACUACACCAGCCACUGCAGCCCACGAGUCCUGGAUGGAAUCACUACCCACAGAGGCCGACGAUAACACACACACACGCGCGCACGCACGCACGCAUGCACGCACACUAUUUUCAUGCUCAAAUGUUCUUCCCACACUCCAACACAGAUAUAAUCUCUUAACUGUUGUGCUGUAUGUGUCCUGUAUGUCUACAAUGUACUGGAGAUAUUAUAUUAUUUAACUUGAGACUUUGUGAGAGCCUGCUGAAGUAGUGUUGCGUGACAUGUCAAUAAAGCUCAUAUCCGUUGUGUGUGUGUAAGCUGCAGCAUGUGUGUGUGUGUGUGUGUGUUGCAAGCAGCUUCUGCAACACUGAUGUUAAUGGAUGUCAUCCUUCACCUCCCCCGCACCAACCCCAGCACAUGCCGAUGUGUGGCAACCUAAGAGUGCACCGCACCAUUCCCCUCGUCCUUGUGCAAUCAUGGCUUCCCCAUUUCUGUUCAGCUACAUCAGUUUGCUAGCACCGCAGACAUGUGACAUCUUUGAUGCAAGACCCAGAUUCUCUCUCUCCGUUAUCACUCCAUCAUGGCAUGAUCACCUGUUUCACUGACAACAAUGCAUUGAUGGGGCAGUGGAUUGAUGUCAUUCUGCUACAGGCCCAACAUGCUGCCCAGGUUCAAUAUGUUCAAGGCUGAAAGGUUUCCUCACCAUGUGUAUGGUCCAGUGCUAAAUGAAAUGACAAUCUAUGAGUUUCUCAUGUCAAGGCCAUUUUCUAAUGGGGUGUAUUGCCAUGUUUUAAAGGGAGGUCGGAACAGUUAACAAUCCCCAUUCAACAUAGUGUACAUGUACUUUACUCUGCAGUCCACCGCCAAAUGUACUUAGUGUCGCUGCCAGUAGAACUGAUCUGGUGGAGAGAACAAGCAGGAGGGUCCAGCACUGUCCCAAUGGCAGCAGGAGCAGGCUAUCGUGGGCCGAAACGAAAAGCUUUGGCCGUCUGUCCACAGAUUACUGGCUAUAUGCAGCCUACUGAAUAUGUCAGUAUUUCCACACUGUGUGUAAUGAACAGGGGAGGUCUGUGGA
Molecule: messenger RNA, 9362 nt
Organism: Alosa sapidissima (American shad)
Lineage: Eukaryota; Metazoa; Chordata; Actinopteri; Clupeiformes; Clupeidae
Product: fibrillin-2
Exons: 26
Coding region: 564-8372 (2602 amino acids)
Biological process (GO): cell-matrix adhesion
Molecular function (GO): calcium ion binding
Source: RefSeq, a predicted model, not a curated record